AUGAGAAAAAAUAAGUCAGAAAUCAACGCAAAUCGUUUCAAGUCUCAACAUUUUCCAUUCGAAUAUAUACCAGUUGAUGAUUUGCAUUAUUAUCGUAGACGGAAGCCAUGUAAUUGUAGCAAGAGUGCACUUUCAAGGAUAUUCUGGAUUUUAAUUGAUCAUUGCUUUCCCUUCUCAUUUUUCUCCCAAUUACUCACAGAUUUAUUCCAAAGUCAUAUUUCAUUGUCCAGCAAGCCUGAAAGGUCUUCCACAUUCAACACUGAAUAUAAGCAAAAUUUUUAUGAGAAACCGUGCUUUGGACGACUUGCUCCAGUUAAACGACCACCAAACUUAAAAGUUGAUGCAUAUCCGUUUUUAACUGGAACAGCUUACAAAUCCGAGCCAAAUCUCUACAAUUAUCAAACCGAAUAUGAAACGAAUUUCCCCAUACGCUCUGUUUCACCCCGUCUAGUUAUGGACAUUUUUUCUGAACAAAAAUCUCAAUACAAACCUUAUUCCGAAGAGAUUAUUAGUCGAGCUCGACCGCCUAUGGUUAAGAAACCCAACAAUCUUUAUUUAACUGGUGAAAUUGAGCUUUUUCCCGAGUACAAGUCAUCAUAUGUGCCUUACACAUUAGACAGCAUUUACAAAUAUAACCAACCGCUUUGCACUCAUUUAAAGCGUGAAAAGAAAGUCAAGAAAACUAAAUCACCACCUAAGAAUAUUUCACCGCCUCCACCUCCACAAGAAGACGACAUGGACGAACAUUAUAAACCGAUUGAAGCAAAAAUACUUAACAACAAUUAUGGCGUUCCAUGCAUGAAUCGAUACCAUCAAAAGUUGGAUUCUGAAAAUGAUUACAUGCCAGAAUAUCGUCGUCAAUAUAAACCUGUCGUCGGUAAAAGAAGUUCUUUAAUUCCACAGCCAAGUAACUUGACAAAAUUUGAUGACGACGAUGAUUUCUAUGGUGCAUCUGAAUACACAAAUCGCUACAAAUCUUACGAUCAUUUCACAAAAAGUGCACCGAUUAAGAAGCAAGACAAUUUGCAUGUUGUAGGAUUCAACGACAUGCGACCAGAGUAUAAAGAACGUUACAAAGAAGUUGAUAUGAAUACAUUUGAGCGACGUUAUCCUUAUCGACAUCAAGAUAAUUUACAUUCAGAAGGUGAAUUUGGUCGUCAAAUGCCUGAGUAUUAUGAAAAGUAUAAAAAUCAUCAAAAUGCAUUUCCGGAGAAAGCGAAACCUCGUCAAGAUUUUCUUGCAUUGAACGGUGAAAUGCAAUAUUCACCAGAAUAUCGUAAGAAUUAUGUUGGAUUUCCACGACAAAGACCGAUUGUCAAACGACCACCUACCAACAUUCGAAUGCCGUCUUCCCAUGACAGAGAUCGAAAGCCUGAUAAACUUGAUUUACCAAUAACUUUGUCGUACCACGAAACUGGGUCACCGAGACCAGUAAGAACGAACAGUCAAGAAGAAGAAUUUCCCAUCGAAAAACGUCCUGAAUAUCGACGUGCAAUGCACAACUAUUUGAUUAAAGAAAGAUCACCAUCACGAUCUGUAAGUCCAAUGCCGAUUGAGAAGAAGCAAACGACACCAAAAGAUCCGAACGAUGUGAGUCAAAUUCUGAUGGAUAAUAAAGUGAACGUUCCUGAAGAGAAAAUCUUUGAUGACAACAAUGAAGUGAUUGUUGAGCCUUUAAAGAAGCCUUCGAAUUUCAAGAUUCCAACACGGUCACCAUCACGUCAUGCUGAAGGCAGAGGACCUUCAUAUCCCUUACAAAAAGAUCAUCGCUUUAAUGAACAUGAAUCAAUGGCAGCACAAAAACGAUUGUCAGGUGGACGAAGAAGUAAUCUGAAAGUGACAAUCGAUGAUUACGACUCACAAUAUCGUGAAUCUGUUUCAUUCGAAGAUGAUGAUGAGAGACAAGUGCAAGUCACUCCACCCAGAAAACCAUCAAGUCACAGAAAGUCACCGAAAUUUGGUCGACGUGCUUCAAAUCAAAGUGAAGAUUACAACAUUCGUGGGAGAACGAAUGUCAUUGAAGCGAAUCCAAGAUAUGUACAAGAAAAAAGAAAUGAACUACUUCCAAAUCGCCAUGAACAGCGAGCUUAUUUCCAUAAAUCAAAUCAACAUCAAAUUCCAAUGGCACAGCCACCUGCUGAUAGCUUGGCGAACAAUUACCAACCGAAUUAUGAAAUUAAUAAGCAGAAUAAUUAUCGUCAAAGUCUAAAAGAUGAUAGAACGCCUUUUGUGGUCAUUGAUCAACAAGCUAAAAGCAAUACUGUCAAGCCGAACACCUGGAUGAAGAAGCAAUGGUACGACACGCAAUAA
Molecule: messenger RNA, 2310 nt
Organism: Clunio marinus
Lineage: Eukaryota; Metazoa; Arthropoda; Insecta; Diptera; Chironomidae
Source: the annotation of a GenBank genome assembly